This is a messenger RNA of Setaria italica (foxtail millet), 2085 nucleotides long. RefSeq lists its product as uncharacterized. The transcript is spliced from 2 exons. The coding region runs from base 350 to 1933 and encodes 527 amino acids. NCBI's taxonomy places the organism in Eukaryota, Viridiplantae, Streptophyta, Magnoliopsida, Poales, Poaceae. The record is from RefSeq and is a predicted model, not a curated record. Gene Ontology annotation, molecular function: cyclase activity. Gene Ontology annotation, biological process: sesquiterpene biosynthetic process.
ACCGAGGACGAUGGAUGAGCAUGUCCAAAGAAGCAAGUUUCUUUUGCCCGGCUGGCCAUCUGCCUCUCGGAGUCUCCGGACGGGAAGCCCCCGCCCAGCUUCCAGGAAACGAAUUCUUCCAUUGGAUGGAGGCGAUCGAGCUCUCCAGGGCCAGCGUCUUCGGUUUCGAUUCCACUGGAAUUGGGCCGGCUACGAUUCGAUUUGAUUCGGUUCGAUCCAUCGAAUCCCCAUCCAUCAGAUCGAGGCUCACUGUGAGCAGCUGCGUCUGCCCUUAACUAGAGGCAGAAGCAGAGGCAGAGGCAGAGGCCCUCACCAGACACCAGCUAGCUAGUUCCUAGUACAAGAUAAGAUGGCCAAUUCAUCAGGUGGUGAUGCUGGUGAUCCCAAUCAGAAGCAUGUUAAUGGUGUUGAUCGCUCAGGCCAACAGCAUGCAGCAGGAAUAAUGAAGUUCAGUUAUUACGACAACAGAAACGAACCUCCUCGUUCUGUUGAGCUUGAUGAGCACAUGAUGGAAAAUGGUUCAAUCUCUGCGGCGGCGGGUUCGUACAAGCAGUACUACGAUGAUGCGGCAUCCGAUGACUGGCAGUCGAGCUCACCUUCCUCCACCCGCCAAAUGCUCGGUGGUGGCUUUGCAGAUGACCACCAAGGAAACAAUGGCUCCUCGCGCUCGGCAGCAGGACGUCGACGACGUCUCGCUCCGGUGGCCAUCGUGAAGAAGAUCGACUGGGCCUCGCUGUGGGACCAGGCCAAGGAGUGGAUCAAGAACCCCAUGAACAUGGCCCUGUCGGUAUGGGUCGUCGCCGUCGCGGUCUCGGGGGCCAUCCUCUUCAUGGUGAUGACCGGGAUGCUCAACCGCGCGCUGUCGACGAAGCCGCAGCGGGACACGUGGUUCGAGGUGAACAACCAGAUCCUCAACGCCCUCUUCACCCUCAUGUGCCUGUACCAGCACCCGAGGAGGUUCUACCACCUGGCGCUGCUGUGCCGGUGGCGGGCCGGCGACAUGCUCCAGCUCCGGCAGGCGUACUGCAAGGACGGCACCUGCAAGCCCGGCGAGCGGAGGCACAUGGUGGUGGUGGUCAUGCUGCUGCACCUCAACUGCUUCGCGCAGUACGCGCUUUGCGGCCUCAACCUCGGGUACCGGAGGCCCCAGCGCCCCGUCGUCGGAGUCGCCAUCACCGUCUCGGUCGCCAUCUGCGCGCCGGCCGUGGCCGGGCUGUACAACAACCUGAGCCCUCUCGGGAACGACUACGAGGCCCAGCCGGAGGCGGAUGACGAGGAGUCCUGCGGCGGCAGUGACCCGCAGCUGCAGCGGAAGACCGCCCUCCACGAAGAGUCGUCAGGAGGAGGAGGCGCAUUCAGAAUGCAAUGGGCGGGCGGGUUGUUUGAUGUGUGGGAGGACAUCUCGCUGGCCUACCUCUCCAUGUUCUGCAGCUGCUGCGUGAUGGGGUGGAACAUGGGCAGGAUCGGGUUCGGCAACAUGUACGUCCACGUCGUGACGUUCCUGCUGCUGUGCCUGGCGCCCUUCUUCGUCUUCAACCUGGCGGCCAUCAACAUCGACAACGAGGACGUCAGGGACGCGCUGGGCCUCGCCGGCAUCUUCCUCUGCGUCCUCGGCCUGCUCUACGGCGGUUUCUGGAGGAUCCAGAUGCGCCGGAGGCUGGGCCUCCCGGCGAGCCGCGCCUGCUGCGGCAAGCCGGACCUCACGGACUGCAUGCAGUGGCUCUGCUGCUACUCGUGCGCUCUGGCCCAGGAAAUCCGCACGGCCGACGCCUACCAGCAGCAGGUGGCGUCGGUGCAGGACAGGACGGUGCAUCCGACGCGGCAGCAGCACCUCAGGUUUGCUGGUUCUUCGCCGCCUCCGGCAGCAAGAUCAGUAAGCGACGGGGUCACCGUGCCACCUCCAGUGUCAGUUGUUAUACGUACUAGUACGUAGUAGCAAUAUGUAGCAGUAUUGCAGUUAACUCAUCUGAGUGUCUGUUAUCACUACUAUAGCACAACUUGCCUUCUACAGUAGUAAUCUUGAUUUGUAUUGCUUCUCUCUCGAGAUCAGCUGCCAUUUCAAUCUGUAAAUUGAGUGGGCAUGCC